Molecule: messenger RNA, 450 nt
Organism: Fragaria vesca subsp. vesca
Lineage: Eukaryota; Viridiplantae; Streptophyta; Magnoliopsida; Rosales; Rosaceae
Product: putative ribonuclease H protein At1g65750-like
Exons: 1
Coding region: 1-450 (149 amino acids)
Source: RefSeq, a predicted model, not a curated record
AUGCCAAGUGAGAAUUGUUUCAAGCUGAACAUUGAUGGCUCUAGAAGUACUUCCUCUGGAAAGAUUGGAGCUAGUGGAGUCAUAAGGGAUCACAGAGGCAGUUGGAUUUCUGGUUUUCAAAUAAAUCUUGGAGUUGGGGAAAUUCUUGAUGCUGAGGCAUGGGGUUUGUUCUAUGACAUGAAAUUAGCUUCUCAGCUGCAGAUUAACAACUUGAGUAUUGAGUCUGACUCUGCUGUACUUGUCCAACUCUUCCAGUGUGCUAAUCUUGAGAUGCACCCUCUUGGCUCUCUCCUUAAAGGUUGUAAGAAUUUCAUGUCUGCUUUAAGAGCUACUCAGAUCAAUCAUAUUUUCAGGGAAUCCAAUAUGACUGCAGAUGCUUUGGUUGAAAAUAGUGUGCUUCAUAAAUUAGGCCUGAUUGUUUUUGACAAUCCUUCGGCCCAUGUUACUUAA